Molecule: messenger RNA, 2955 nt
Organism: Rhincodon typus (whale shark)
Lineage: Eukaryota; Metazoa; Chordata; Chondrichthyes; Orectolobiformes; Rhincodontidae
Product: membrane progestin receptor delta-like
Exons: 8
Coding region: 317-1342 (341 amino acids)
Cellular component (GO): membrane
Molecular function (GO): signaling receptor activity
Source: RefSeq, a predicted model, not a curated record
CAGAGGGGAAGACAGUGGGCUGUCUGCUCAUCUCUGUCUGUCUGUCUCUCUGUCUCUCUCUCUCUCUCACACACUGUCAACAAACAUCAUGAACAGUUGGAACAACCAGGGACUAAGCAGUCUGAACUAAACCAGACUCUCACACCCAAAAAAAAAUCGUUGUUGGCCAAAGGAACUCUGGAGGGUGCCCCCGGCCGGUGGUAACUGACUGGGCGAUGGAGCUGAGAAGGAGAAAAUUGCAAGGGAACCGGGCUGAUCUCCACUGACCCCCACAGCCCCAGUCCCUGGGAAGUGCGGCAUCUCGUACAGGAAGAGGAUGUUGUCGGUGAAAUUGCCGCAGCUUUUAAACAAUCACCAAGUCCCCAGGGUAUUCCGGGAAGAUGGGAUUAUCUCCGGCUACCGCCACCCAAGGAGCUCAGCCCUGGACUGUCUCCUCAGCAGCUUUCAGAUGACAAACGAGACCGUGAACAUUUGGACGCAUUUUCUCCCGACAUGGUACUUUCUAUGGAGGUUCCUGGCCCUGUCGCACUCUAUGGACUUCUAUAAUGAGGCUUACGCCUGGCCGCUGUUGGUCUACAUGUUGGUCAUCUGCCUGUACCCCUUCAUUUCCAGCUGCGCCCACACCUUCAGCACCAUGUCCGCUCACGUCCGACACGUCUGCUACUUCCUCGACUAUGGUGCCCUCAGCCUCUACAGCCUGGGGUGCGCCGUCUCAUACAGGGCCUAUGUCAUGCCUGACCAGUGGAUUAACAGCACCCUCCACUGCUACUUCACCCAUGUGGCUGUCUUCAACUCCUUGGUCUGCACCACACUCUCCUGUUACUCCAGGUUCCUCGAGAUCGAACAGCCUAAACUGAGCAAAACACUGCGGAUAACAGCAUUUAGCUACCCGUUUCUGUUUGACAAUAUCCCACUAUUCUACAGGAUCCUACUUUGUUGGGGUGAGGGUUGUAGUCAUAAUGAUGCUGUACCCACACAUUACCAUCACCUGGUCUUUGCCUUCCUCACAUGCUUCCUGUUUGCUUCCCACCUCCCGGAACGCCUGGCUCCCGGCUGCUUCGAUUACAUCGGUCACAGCCACCAGCUAUUCCACAUCUGCGCCAUCGUGGGUACCCACUUCCAGCUGGAGGCUAUCGUUCUGGAUAUGUCGUGCCGUCAUGCCUGGCUGCUCGCUCACACGCCCCUGCCAUCCCUGGGGGGCACCCUGGGGGUGGUGCUGGUCUCCAUGGUCCUCAACUGCCUGGUCAUCGGGAUCUUCGUCCUGCUGUUACUCUGGGCUCCACGUUCCUCCCCGUUUCUGCAGAGUCACGUUCCCAAUCGAUUCAAGCAGAAGCGGGAGUGACCCACCCACGAUCCCGUUUUACACCCACCUCCCACCCCUGCCACCCCGUCGUCAGAUGGGUGAUGUGGUUGAGCCCUAACAAGAUGCCAAUCUCGCCCAUCUCCUCUUUUGGAGGGGUGGGGGGCAGGCGCAAGAAACGGGGGACGGUGGGGGAAGACGUGACUCCCAUUUGCGACCCCUUCUGACCCACCUUGCCCUUGCCCCCGCCCCAUCACGUACCACCUUCCCCCUGCUCCCGCCAACUCAGUCCCCUCCGACAUUCCUGGCACCAUGACCCUCUACCGCCAUUGGUUGGUUCUGAUCACCCUCUGCUCGAGCUCGUCCAACCCUGUCCCUCCUUCCGCUGAGCUUUGCCCUCCACUGGCGCUGCCCUCCCUCCCCCCACCCAACUACCCUCCCGCACCCUCAGUCACACAGCUACGUUGGCAAGAAUGGAAUGCUUUCAUGCCCAUCUUGAGCCCUGGAUGAAGGACUGUGGGCUGCAUGGUGUGAUGGAAGGGCCGGCAUGGGUGUAAAAGGCUGAAUGGCCUCCACAUUUGCCACGCACUCGCCAUUUAUUGUUCCCUCCCCCAACCUUUAGCUGGUUUUAAAGCCCAGUUUCUCACUAACACUUUGAGGCCAUUGUCUGCCCUGUUUAAUGUUACCAGGCUCCGCCAAUCUCCCUCAGCAAGGUGUGCCACACAGGGAUGGUAUGUUUGGCAUGUAAUGUCGCAAGGUGAUUCCCCUUUGCUGUGUGUGAACAGAGGCACCCAUAUACCUUUUCUAUCUGGGGUGUUCCCACUUAAUAACACACAAAACUAUCUCCAGUGCUGCUUCUGUAAGUCUUUGGCACUAAUGUGUUUAAAUUGCGUGUCUAAAGGUUUUACCUGAGCAUUUAAACUUGCUCGCUUUCGAAAGCAAUGUUUGUAUGGAUUGCCUGACCAAAAGUUCCUCUGUUGUAUUUGGCCCUUAGCCCUGCAUUGUGUCAAUCUACGCAUUGAGGGCUGACCGAACAAGGCAUUAUAGAAUGACUGGAGCAUUGGGAUGACAUUGUGAAGAGGCAAGUUUUCUAUUCAGCACACAGCCGCUUAGCCUUUGGCUGUCUUCUCGUACUUAUCCACAAGAGCAGAGCGAGGCUACCGCUAUCGAUAGCCCCCGUCAAAGAGGCUGGUUAAAGGACAGAUUGAAUCCAGGUGUCGGUGAGAGCAGGAGAAGUUGUAGUUUUGAUGCAGCGAGUCAUUGUGAUCUGCGACUGCGUUGCUGGAAAGGAAGGAGGCUGAACAGGAACUUUCGAAAGUGGGGAAGAUCCAGAGUGACAUUUGCUCCUAGCCUAGAAUGCAUCUGGAUGCUGUGUUAGGAGUCUGGUGUCAGUAUCACUGCUCUCUCCCCUAUUGCAAUCAUCGAACCUUUCCCUAGCCCCAGAUCAGAUGCAAUCCAGAUUUAAUUAUUAACCUCCAGGAUUCUCUGAGUGUCCAAUCACAGGUGGGCAGGUUUUCUUUCCCUCCAGAUCUUUCAUAGAUGAUCCUCCUUCCUCAAAAUUUGCUGAUGAUUACACGAUGUUCAGCAUCAUUCUCCAUUCGGUGUCAUACAGCACGGAAACAGACCCUUCGGUCCAACCAGUCCAUGCUGAACAU